UGAAGGAACUUCUUCUGAAAGUGGUUGAAAGUAGAAAAGGCCAAGUACAUGAUGACAGGCAUGUGCCAGUGGUUGAAACUCCACCAUGGAAAUUUGGUUUUCGUGAAGUAGGUCUUGUGGUCUUCUUGCUCUUGCUGGCAGCCAUAGGGUAUGGAAUGACCCGGAAAAGACAAGAACAGUUAGGGAGAGCACCGUCAGCUGCAGAGUUGAGAAAUGCGCGACUAUCAAAAUUGACCAGGUCUUCCCCUCAAGAGCCAUCACAAUUACCACAGAAAGAUGGAAAAAGUGAUAUUUCACAGAAAAAUGUGAGAAAGAGGAAACAUGAAAACCAGGAGUCAUCACAUAAGAGUCCAGCAGCACUGAAACAAAAUUAUGAUGAUUGUGACAACGAUCGAGCAGACAGUGAAGAUGCCGCAGUUGUUGGUAAAACAGAAACAGAACCUCUAAUAUCCACAGUGACAAAUGCCCAUACUGCUAAAGAGGAUCAGCAGGAUAUUUCCACUGCAGAAAUGACUGGUUCAGUGAGGAGUCCUGCUCUAGCAGUACCAAAAACAAAAGUCAAACAAAAGAAGCAACAGCAACAUGGGAGGGUGCUAUCAGCUGAUGAGCUAAGAAAUGCUCGACUUUCAAAAUUGAACAAACCAUUACUGCAGGAACAAGAGAAAAAAGAUGUUAAUGAAGAACAGCAUUAUUUACAUCAGGGGCACUUAGAAGAUGAGCAAAAUGUUCUUGAGCAUGUUCAAGAUUUAAGUGUAAAUGCAGAUAUUAUGGUUACAUCUUUUACAGGUCAAGAAUUGACGUCGCAUUUAUCACAUACCCUAUCCAAAAAUGAACAAGAUACAGGAACUGAUAAAACAGACACUGGUUUUAUGGUGUCUUCAGUGUCAGCAGAUGAUACUGCUAAAGAAAAUCAGGAUGCUGUUUCCUCAGCUCAAACAAUUGUCACACCCAUAGCUCAGGGGAACAGUCCUGACAUGUCAGAAACUAUAAUAGAGCCUGAAAGUGAAGAACAUACCUGUCUCCUGUCACAGUCACCUGAGAAACAAACACAAUCUAAAGCUAUUGCACAAAAAGCGGAAGAAAUAAGUGAAAGUAAAAGUGUUAAAGAACUGCCAAAUGAAACUCUGGUUCCACUACUGCUGUCUGAUGUCCUUGACAUUCCAGUGGAGCUGCAGGGCGAAAAAAGCACCCCCAAAAGUCUCUCAAAGCUGUAUUUAAAGAACAUCCCCAGUUCAGAGGCUGAGCUUAGUGCAGUGGUUUGUGAGGUGGUCCAGAAGAGGGUGAGACGUGAACACAGGGACAAGGUGGGGCUUUGUGUGCAAUGCUUUGACAGGUGUUUUGAGGUUCAGAGACCUGAAUCCCUGGCAAAAUUCAUACUGGAGGCAGUGAAGACAGGGCUAGCUUGUGCUAUUUUAAAGGAGUUAGAAAUUGAUUUUUCAGAUGAUGAUGACUUUUGGUCUGAUGUAACAACAAGUGACAGUAUCUCCACAGUGAUAACACAGUUCCUGCAGGGGGUGUCUGGGUGUGGUGGGGUGGCAGUGCCCCCAGCUCUACUAGAACUGAUCUUAACACAGGCAGUGCAGACACCAGAGGGAAGAAAGGCCAUUAUACAGGUGCUUAGAGUCAGUGGACUGCAAAUCAAAAACAGCAAGAGGCUUGAUGAAGCCAUAUUGCAAAAUUCAGCUCUACUAAAUGGAGUGGAGAUCUUGAUGAAUCAGCCUCUGCUGGUUCCAAUAUUGAGUGUUAGACUAAAGGAAGAAAUAAAGGCUGGCAAAGAACAUUUGGGAGCCUACUUUGAGAGGGAGUCUGUAUUUGGUCCACUGCUAUCAGUGAGCAUAAUUCCAACUGAUGUGAAAGAUGGAUUAAAUCUGAAGGCAGUUCAGGCCCAGAUGUUCACCAGUUUGCCUAGAUUUCCAAAACCUUUUGCAGAUGAUAUACAAAGAGUACAGAGCAACAUUCAAGCUGUCCUCUACAAAUGCCAAAGUGCAGUUUACUGUGGAUUGAAGAAGAUGAUGAAGAGCUGUCGUAAUGUAGCACUGGAGUGGAUAGCCACAGUGAUAAACAUGAAUGAGAUGCGUCUCUCUUCAAAUCCUUACCAAGAUAACACAGAUGGUUCUGCCAGCUGUACUGAUGGCUUUAUGCAGAAUCUCUGUGCAGUCCUUUUAGAGUUCUGUGUGCCAUUUUUCAAAGACAUAUCCAAGCUGGAAAAAAUUGAUUCCAGCUACUCGCACUCUGCUGCAUGCUUAUUAAACUAUGAUUAUGAGACCUGCUUGGCUGGAGGUCAAAUAGUUUCUGAGAAAACUCUGGAUGAUGAUGACACCAAGAAUAAAUGUGAGAGUAGUAUAGAACAAUUUAACUUUAUGACGGAAGUUUUCCAUUUGACCCAAAGAGCAAUGAACAUUGGAAGUCUACCAUCUCUAACACAUUUCAUCAAACUUUUAGGUCAGAUUCAGAGAGCUAGAGCUGCCAAACAAGGGACACCUUUGGAAGAACAACUUCAAGCACAAGAAGCAGUGUAUUGCUGGCGAUGGGACUCUUGCAUUAUGGACCCAGAAUUCAUAAGGAAAACUUCUGAAUUCUACAUAACUCAGGCAAUGUGGCUUGACCUGUUGCUACAAAGGUGUAGAGAGAAGGGAAAUAAAGCAGAAGUUACCAUGCUUGAAAAACGGGCGUUUGCUCAGCUCCCUGAGUACAUAGUGAAGGACAUGGCCAUAUGGUUCUCUUUUGUGGCCAGACAAGUUGUAGUGCUGAAACCCAAAGUUCUCAUGGGACUGCAGCUGGCACCAUUUGUGGACUGCUGUGUGAACCUGUUACAAAGACCAGAUCUUGUUCCUGGCCCCAUUCCAGCCAGUAAGAUAGUUGGGGCGCUGGCAGCCUUUAUGCAGACUUCUAACAGGGGAAGCAGAUCUGUAGGAUGGGGCAAUGAAGUGAUGUCAGAGAUGGCGUUAAUGGUGUGUGCGUGUGAGGCAGUACAACAUCACCUAGGGCCUGCCCUACUCCACACCUAUGUUAGUGUGGAUGUGGUCGAAGGACUGGAUGUAGACAAGGAGGACUUUGAUAAAUACAGUGCAAGGGCUGAUAUUGGUAAACUUAUGGAGUUCUUGUGGAACCGUAGAGACAGCAGGAUAUCUGUGUUGAAUAUGUGUGGAACUGAAGAGUUUCAGGCUUUUCUUGGUGCCACACUGGAUACACUGUUGUACCAGUUACAUGACAGUUUAGCGAGGUUGGCCAAUGUCAGAAAACUACAAAUUGCCAAAGAGGAUGAAUCUACUUGGGAUCAACUUAGUUGGGAACAGCAACAAGAGAAAGAAAAGUUUUUAAAAUCAGAGGAGGGUGUAGCUAGGGGAUUUAUGACAAUGGCAAAGCAAACUCUGGGCCUUAUCACCAUGCUGAGUCAAUCGGAGGAAGUGGCCAGGUGUUUUACCCAGAAACCUAUGGCACAGAGAGCUGCUAAUGCAUUUAUAGGUUUUAUUGAAGCUCUUUGUGGGAGCAAGUCUGUUGAGUUUAAAGUGAAAGACAUGGAUAAGUAUUCGUUCAAUCCACGGCAGCUUCUGUCAGAUGUCUGCCAAGUAUUGCUGAGGAUAGCAAAGGAGGAAACCUUCAAAACAGAAGGUUUUGUUCACAGCCUGGCUAUGGAUCCUGACUACUCCCCGACUGCAUGGGCCAAGACGUAUACAGUCCUUAGCGAGAAAGGAGUUGGCGAUGAUCAAAUGGUGGAGGAGUUUGGUGAACUUUUAACACAGAUUGACAAACUGAGAGAAGUACAAGUCCAGGAGGUGGAGGGUAGAGCAGAAGACCAAAAAAGAGCUUGGGACACCAUUUUAGCUCCUCUAGACAUACCCAGUAUUGAAGAAGAAUACCACAACAGGAUGGUCGAUUUAAAGUAUGGAACAGCAGACAUACAGGAGAGUCAUAGCUUUAGAACUAGUGCAGGCCAGUCUCAUGAUCCUCGGUCACAGAAGUGGAAGGCUCUUAUGAAAGAAAUCAAACAAUUACAAAAAGACUUGCCUGUACACUUGAAUGCUGCCAUUUUUGCAAGACAGGAUGAGAAUCAGAUGGACAUAGUACGUGCUGUGAUCACAGGUCCUGCUGAUACGCCAUACAGUCGAGGCUGCUUUGUGUUUGACAUCUACUUCCCCACCAACUACCCACAUAUUCCACCUCUGGUCAAACUGGUGACAACAGGGAAUGGCACUGUCAGGUUCAAUCCCAACCUCUAUGCAGAUGGCAAGGUGUGCUUGAGUCUGCUGGGGACAUGGCACGGAGGUGACGCCAGUGAAAAGUGGAACCCCAAGACUUCAUCAUUGUACCAGGUACUGGUUUCCAUACAAGGGAUGAUCUUGAUUGAAGAUCCUAUGUUUAAUGAACCUGGUUAUGAUGGCAUAAGAGGGACUGAAGAAGGAGAGUCCCGCAGUGCUCAGUACAACAGUAAGAUACGACUCUACACCAUACGCCAUGCUAUGCUGGGACAGCUGAGAAAACCUCCCCCAGGUUCAGAAAUUGUCAUACGUAGACAUUUUUAUCUACAACGCCAAAUGAUCCUGAAGCAGUGCCAUGACUGGCUGGAAAUAAGUGAGGAGUCCGAGAAAGGAAGACUUCAUCUAGCAGUCGAGGAACUGAGGACUGAACUGGAAAAACUGGCAGAAGAUCCCAACAUAUUUGAUGAAAAAGAUGAAGAAUCUGAAGAUUAAUGUUUUGAAAAUCAUGGAGGGGGAGGGGUGGGGGGGAUUUGCGUAAAAUGUUUACAUUUGGUACUCGGAAAACAGACAAAAUUACUGAUGUUAUUACUGCUUUUCUUUCAAGUUAAAGGAGUAUUUUAAUAAAAGGGGUACAUGUAUAUAAUACAUGUACUACAUACCUGAACAUUUCAAGUAACAGAGACAAAUAUUUGCUUGAAAUUACUAAAUGGAAUGCACAGGAAUAACUGUAUCUGUUAAUUGGUAAGGGCACUUCAUAAAACACUGCACCUAUUGCAAUAGAGGAAACUUUCUAAAAACUUUAAAGGGAUAAUAACUCUUCGUAUGAGAUCUAUAUUUCACAAUAAAAACAUUGAGAAUAACUCAU
Lingula anatina is the source of this 5064-nucleotide messenger RNA. RefSeq lists its product as uncharacterized. Gene Ontology annotation, cellular component: nucleus; ubiquitin ligase complex; cytoplasm. The record is from RefSeq and is a predicted model, not a curated record. Lineage: Eukaryota; Metazoa; Brachiopoda; Lingulata; Lingulida; Lingulidae. Gene Ontology annotation, molecular function: ubiquitin-ubiquitin ligase activity. Gene Ontology annotation, biological process: ERAD pathway; ubiquitin-dependent protein catabolic process; protein polyubiquitination.